AUGGAACAAACGUCUCAUGGAAUGGCAAGCCCCUCUUCAUCGUCCGGAUUCCUUCCGCUUGGCCGGCGUGGAUCGAGGGGCUCUCUAGCCACGACCCAUACUGAGAGAGAAAACAUUGAUGCAGCUCUCGACCAGAUCCACAGCGCGGCGUACCAGUCCGAUUCCCUGACGCUUUUCAACGAGUUCACCAGUCCCCCCGCACCGGCAUCCGCUUCGGACGAGAAAGGUUCAUCGGAGGAGCUGCAGCGGGGGCUAAGUGGACUAUACAGUCGCUUCAGGACAUCAGUUGGGGGUAUGAGAGACAUCGUGAGCGGCGGGGCAAAAAUUGCGGACAGAAGUGCUGCGGAGAGCCCUGCGGUCAAAAGUCCGACCUUAGAGCGGUCCACGAUCAAGACUAUCCCAGACCUAGCGACCAGCUCGGUAGAUUGCCCGCCAUCACACCCUGACCCCUCGCAAGGUUCCGGACUGCAUUCUCCAACUGUGUCAACCUUUCAUCCUGAUCAGGAUGCUGCACCACAGCCAACCGCUGGCAAGAGCUCCAGAAUUUCAUCAAAAAGCGCUAGCAUAUCCUCCAAGGCAUCCGUCUCCCCCGCUCCGGGGGCGAAAGCCAAUAUUACCUCACUGACAAAGUCUGCUGGCAGCUCUAUCGCAGCAGACCCAGCGAUCACCCAACUACAUGUGAACGUCGCUGGUCCACGCCGCCGUUCGCGAAGCAGCUCAGUUAACGUGCCUUCGCAAGGAAUCCAAAAUGCGGAAUCUUCAAGUAUCGGUAGUAGGGAUGGUCCUAUGGAGAUGUCCGUCAGCCAAUCUUCUUCGAUGUUAAGCCAGGGUACCUCCCAUUCACCAGUGUUGUCCACGAAAAGACAGGAAACCCUCCAUGAAGAACAGGGUAUAAUUGAAGCUAGCGAAUCUCUUGCUUCUACCGGCCAUGUUUCGGAUGGCCAGCCGCGAAAGCCGUCGAAUGCGGACCAAUCCCGGCCCCAUGAUAACAUUUUUCAGCAAGCUGCGCCACGAACUUCAAAGCACUCCGAACUCACCCAGGACUCGAAAUCUCUGAAUCAGGAAAGCAGAUCCAACUCGCGGAUGUCUUCUAGUGUACGUGAUGAGUCUACGGUGCCACCUUCAGUGUCAAAUAGCCUCUCGAAGAUUACGCCGCAGGACGGGGGUUCUUACGUUGUGGACUCGGCUUCCGACAGCAUUGUUCCAUCAGCUUCUCGCGAUGAAGAAGCAAUCGGCGACGUAUCAAAGGCUAUCAUCCCGACAAUUCCGACAAUGCCAAACGAGAAACCGCAUGCGCCGCCUGCAAGGAACCGAUUGCCAGGAUACGUGAUGUCCCGAGCCUCUACUGCCGAAACAACCACUACUGUGGCUUCUUUACCGCCAUUGAAUACAGCAGUUGCACCAAUAACGAGGCAAGCGUCGAAUGGAAACCAGCCGCCGAUCGCAGGCGAUGGUGUUCUAUCUCAGCUGCGGAGUAAACUGCUCAGCAGAGAUUUCUGGAUGCGCGAUGAAAAUGCCAAAGACUGCUUUCACUGUGGAGAGCCCUUCACUACAUUCCGCAGGAAACAUCACUGUCGUACCUGUGGUCAGAUCUUUGAUUCGAAGUGCACCCUUCUGAUUCCUGGCACGCGGUUUGGGCAACCUGGCACGAUUCGCGUUUGCAAACCCUGCGAAGCAAUGAUCAACGCACGGGAUGACGAUUCUUCUGAGUGUUCGGACAGUGAGCAGAGUCCCAUCAUCAUGAAUCCACGAGGUUCUGAACCCAGUUAUGGCGGUGGGAACGUUCGCCCUUCUGUCGACGACGACGAUUCGUCUUCUAUCGUCUCUCAAUCUAUCGAUCAUGUACUUAGGACCCCGACGAUGGCUAUCCCGGCCACACGACGCGCAGGAGAAGGCCACAAUCGUCGUUCGGCAGUCCUUGAAAUCAAUUCCGACCGCCCUUUGACCAGACCUACCUCCUCGCGGUCAUUGCGGUCAUCACUAGGAGUUAGACCGCACUCCAUCAGUCAUAAGCGACAUCAUUCACGGCAACAGUACAUCCGAAGCUUUAAACCCUCCCACGAGGAUCGCGCGCCUUUCCAACGUCGCCACCAUGACGAUUUGAACGCUGAGAGUAGACUUCCGGCGUUCCAUAAAGACAACAUUAUUGACCCUGAUCUGGCACAGUACCUGUCGGAUGAUGCUUCCAGUGGUGAUGAGCAACCCAGCUUAUUGUCUGCGGUUUCCGAAGGUAACCUCUCCAAGAGCGGCGGCGACAACGAGAGAGCAGCGGGAUUUGGUGGCUUUCUUGCUGUUAUGAAAAAAGGCCGCUCUGCAUUUGGCGAUCGAGGCGCACCCAGUGUCAGUCAAUUCGGUCGAGACGCAGAUGAGGCAAGCAUCACCAGUUCGCGGGCAGUCAACUUGCCGCGUUCCUCGCGACGUCGGAAUUUGAGCGUUGCUAGCAGCAUUCAUGCGCGUAAUUCGCCAAGGACGUCAAAGGACAAUAUGUUCUCUCAUGAUCUAUCCUUACCAGGGGCUCCUCUUACUGUUGGCCUGAAACCACCCGGAUUUAAGAUGACCAGAAGUUCAUCAAUGAGAGGGGCCGAGGCACCGCCGGCGGAGCUCAACAGGGCCAGCCUGGAACAUGUACAAAGGCUUUUGUGGCAGCUACUGGUAGAAGGAUCUGUGCCAAACAGCGGCAGCUGGGAACGCGCCCUGAUGCCAAUUAUCUUGAAAGCGGCGGAUGAAGUGGACCCGGAUGUUCAGCGCGGGGACGAUAUGGAUAUUCGUCAUUACAUCAAGCUGAAAAAAAUACCCGGUGGCAGGCCUGGCGAUACUUCCUACGUCUCUGGACUUGUUUUCACCAAGAACCUUGCCCUCAAGAGUAUGCCAAGAAGCAUUCCGCAUCCAAAUAUCUUGAUCAUAACAUUUCCGCUCGAAUAUGCGCGCCAACAGCAGCACUUCAUGAGUCUCGAGCCUCUCAUCCGACAAGAGCGCGAGUUUCUCGAGAACCUUGUCAGUCGAAUUGCAGCUUUACAUCCAAAUUUGCUGCUUGUCGAGACAAAUGUCUCCGGUCUAGCACUCGCUCUUCUCGAACAAGCGGGCAUUGCUACUGCGUAUAAUGUGAAACCGUCUGUUCUCGAAGCGGUUUCAAGAUGUACUCAAACCAGAAUCGUGACCUCUAUGGACAAACUCUUGACAACCACCCUUCAUAGUGAUUGCAGCAGCUUCGAUGUCAAGACCUACGUACAUUCUGGUCGGAAGAAGACAUACAUGUACAUCUCCGGAUGUCCCAAAGAGCUUGGAUGCACAAUCGUUCUAAGGGGCGGCGACGAAGAGAUACUUGGGAAGGUAAAGCAGAUCACCGAAUUUAUGGUCUAUGUCGUGUACAAUCUGCGUCUUGAAACGAAUCUGAUGAGAGAUGAGUUUGCCAAACUGCCGACAACCUCAUACAGCCAUGCUCACAGGCCCAUCUGUGCCUCGGAAAGGAAGGUAAACCCCCAAUUGGCUGCCGAUGAGGGCAAGGAUGGUGCCACCGAGUCGGAGGUUCCGAAUGAGAAACCAGCAGAGGGAUUUGAGAUCAAAGCGCCCAUGUCUACAGAAAAUAUUGAAGUCCCUGAUGAUGUUCCGAUGCCAACAUAUCACGACGACAUGGUUCAUGAUCAUCAGACUAAGAUCUUGUCUGCCUCACCGUUUGUCAAGUUUGAACCACCGUAUCUCCUCAUGCGGACCAGAGAGAUGGAACGUCGACUGGCCUACCUCAAACGUCUCCGUGACCAAGACGGGUACUCUGAACAAAGUGCAGAAGAGCAGGCUAAGCCUCAGAAGUUCAUUCUCAUUACCCCUGAGAUGGUUCAUGACUCUCCCCCUGAUGCUCCACCAAAAGUUAAAGAGGUCCUGCGCGCAGCGCAUGACGCUGAAUACGACCGUGUCCUUUACCAUUAUCAAACUCAGAAACGACAGUGGGAAGCCUAUGUCUCAGGAAAUUCCAACAUGUUCGAUCCGUAUGCUCACCAGAACAUCGUGGUCCUCUACAGCCUUGUGUGCACCACGACUUCAGUACCGUGCUCUGGGCCUGACAUUUUUGCUCUGGAGUUCUAUAACGAACAUGGGGACGAUACGAUAUUCGAGCCUGACUGCACGAUUGGGCAGUAUGUUGACGACCUUUGCCACACAGCGAAUGCCGUCUGCACCGUCAAUGGCUGUGAAAAGCGCAUGUUUGAGCAUCAUCGACAAUAUGUCCACGGCGAUGCCCAGAUUAGUGUUUUGGUCCAGCCUUACCCUUCCAAGCUUCGAGGGAUGCAAGAUACGGUUUUGAUGUGGAGCACUUGCAAAAUCUGCGGCAAUGAAACCCAGGUCACUCUGAUGUCUGCAAACACUUGGAAAUACUCUUUUGGCAAAUACUUGGAGGUCUCCUUCUGGGGCAGGAACCUCCAUGCCCGUGCGGGUGUAUGUCCUCAUGACCUCCAGCGAGAUCAUCUCCGCUACUUUGGCUUCAAAGAUGUUGCCAUUCGCAUCCAGUAUGAUCCAAUACACCUCCUAGAGAUUGUUGUUCCACGACCCCGUGUUACCUGGAAGGUGGAUAAUGAUUUGAAGUUGAGAAACCAAGUUUACUCCGACACUGGAGAUCGUCUCAACAAGUUCAUGAGAUCUGUUAAUGUGCGACUGAAGGGCAUCAACGUGGAAAGUGUUCUACCUGAACUCCUGGAUGGAUGCAGGAAGGAGAUUGAAAUGUUGAUCAAGAAAGCCCAUGAGGACCAUGCUUCUCUAAAUAAGCGUCUGCAGGACAAGUACACCAGUUCCCGUUACUGGGAAGUCAUCCCCCUGAAUGAGGUUCUUCGCGCUGUUCAAGAGAAGGUGGUUGAAUGGGACACUAUUUUUGCAGACUUCGAGAAGAACUUCUUUCCAUCAGAGAAAGAUAUCAAGAGACUGGCGACCUUGCAACUCAAGAAAAUCUUCCUGGACAAAGAUGCAACAUCCUUGACUUCUGAUGAUGCGCUUCACACCCCCACUGGCAUGGAAGGUGAGACCAUUGAAACGAAUGAGAAGCCAAGAAUGAUGCGACGCAUGACACUUUCACCUGAGAAGGCUCAAAACGUGCUGGUCUCAGUUGUUGAGGAGCAUACCGGCAAAAAGCACCGAGAUUCACCGACCGAAGCUACCGAGCUCCCCUCUUUGCUUACUCCAACUCAUGAUUUGGCACCUGAUGCUGUCAAUGGCAAAAGAGAUACCCCGCAAGAUGCAGCUGUUGCGCAAGAGGAGGUCCGACACCUUGAUUUGGCUGUUCUAUCGAGCCAACCCGAACAAAAGCCGCUUGACCCAGCCUCUCCUCUCAGUCGAGCAUUAUCCAGCUCAGAUGCUUCGGCGGUACUUGCUGAGGCUGAGCCUCAUCGAGAUCUCAAGGAUUCCACAGAUUCAUCCUUUGUGUCUUCCCCGGCAACCAAGAGCAGAGCCAAGGAAGACAAUACCGUCACCGAUCUUCCAAGUACUCCGCCCAAUCGACCAUCGGCAAUCCCAAGGCUUGCUGAGGGUGCUUUUCGACGGUCUGGGAAAGCGCGUUCUCCUCCAUUGAUCCGUGCACAAUCUCAACCUGCUCAUCUCGUCAGAGAGAAAUCGUUUGGCCUCAAACUCAGUCACACAAAUUCCAUUGAUUCCGGAAGCUCACGAAGCGACUCGACCAAGACAUCGGAAAAGAAGUUUACUGAACGCCUUGGGUUGAGUGUCCUUAAGAAUGGGCGAUUUGCCCCGGGGCAUUCCCUUAUUCCUCGCUCCACUCCAAAACGAGGCAGUUCUCGCGUAUCAAAUCUCGCCAGGCACUUCGAGCAACUAAGCCGUGAGUUCGAAAAGGAAAGACAACGUGAGAGACGCCAGCGAGCAGCUAAAGGCACUUAUUCACGUGCAUUCCCCCUCGCAUCUUCGAAGCCAAUUGUUGAGGUCUACCGGAAUGUGAAAGAGGCCGUUGAAGAACGGGAACCACAUGUUGACGGGGAAGAUUCUCUGCCGGCAGCCCCACAAAUCAUCCCGGAUGACAUGGGCCGAAAGAGUGACGAUUCCAUGGAUCAGAGGGGACCUGAGGAAGCUGUUGCAACAUUUUCAGGCCAGGAGACGCCCUCGGGAUCGUUCGAGGCCAGGGGCAUUGUCCCCUCUGAUUCUCAGCUCAUGUCUGAGGGUGAGGCAGAUGAAGGACGCAGUGACGAAGAACGUAACUCUGGUGAAGACCUCCAUCAUGUGGACUCCCAAGAAGACGCCAAAAUGCUGCCUUACGAUGACUCGAUUGAUUUCAAGGAUCUUCCUAAGCAUGAAAGAACAACCCUAUUGAAGAUGUUGACAAACUUUUGGUCUGAGCGAUCCGCUAGCGGAUGGACGGCCCUUGAUUAUCCUCUCAGUGGGGGAGAUCACGUCUUUGCCGACUGCGAUAUCAUCGUGCGCGAGGACGAGCCAAGUUCUCUGAUUGCAUUUGCUCUGGACUCUUCUGACUACAAGGAUAAGCUGGCUAGCAUUCAAGAACGGUACGAUGAGAUAGAGGGUCAUCACUCAGAGUUUGAAGAUGAGUCCGAGGUCGCCAACGAAGCUCGGUUAGAGCAUGCUCUCUUGCGGCAGACAGGAACUCAUCUCAAGUAUCAGUUCCAGGAAGGCCAAGCCAAAAUGCUGUGUAAAGUUUUCUACGCCGAACAAUUCGAGGCGCUUCGCAAAAAGUGCGGUGUUGCUGAUCGCAUCGUGGAGUCGCUGUCCCGUUGCUUGAAGUGGGACUCCAAGGGCGGCAAAACAAAGUCAAUCUUCCUCAAGACCCUGGACGACCGGUUUGUCCUCAAGUCACUGGCACCUGUCGAGACCCAGGCCUUCUUGAAGUUCGCUCCAGCGUACUUCCAGAUAAUGUCCGAGGCGCUGUUUCACGACUUACCCUCGGCAAUUGCCAAGAUGUUUGGAUUUUACCAAAUCAUCAUCAAGAACCCGGUAACGGGAAUAGAGCAAAAUUGGUUCCUGUUGCUGAUGGAGAAUCUGUUCUAUGAUCGUGCUCCUAAUCGUCUCUUCGAUCUAAAGGGCUCGAUGCGCAACCGCAAGGUAGAAAGCACCGGUGAGCAGGAUGAAGUUCUGCUGGACGAGAACAUGGUCGACUUUAUCUACGAGACACCCCUAUUUGCACGAGAGCAUUCAAAGAAGCUUCUAGGCCAGAGCGUGUGGAAUGAUACCCUAUUCCUCGGCCGCCAGAAUGUCAUGGACUACUCGUUGAUGAUAGCGAUUGACGAGAAACGCAGCGAGUUGGUGGUCGGAAUCAUUGACUGUAUCCGAACAUACACUUGGGACAAGAAGCUUGAGUCUUGGAUCAAGGACCGAGGCUUUGCUGGUGGUGGUCGCAAUCGUCCAACGGUGACGAGUCCGAGAGAGUACAAGAGUCGCUUCCGAGAGGCGAUGGCACGAUAUGUCCUACAGGCCCCAAGUUGCUGGCAUCAAUUUCAACCAAGCGCGAUGUACCGGUACCCGCAGGGUGAGCAACAAGUCACCAAUGUCACAGACUUGGACGCCAUCGAUGGGGCUGAUGCCGGUGCUUUCUAA
This is a messenger RNA of Penicillium canariense, 7533 nucleotides long. RefSeq names its product 1-phosphatidylinositol-3-phosphate 5-kinase FAB1. The coding region runs from base 1 to 7533 and encodes 2510 amino acids. Gene Ontology annotation, biological process: phosphatidylinositol phosphate biosynthetic process. Gene Ontology annotation, molecular function: 1-phosphatidylinositol-3-phosphate 5-kinase activity; ATP binding; metal ion binding. Lineage: Eukaryota; Fungi; Ascomycota; Eurotiomycetes; Eurotiales; Aspergillaceae. The record is from RefSeq and is a predicted model, not a curated record. The transcript is spliced from 2 exons. Gene Ontology annotation, cellular component: endosome membrane; fungal-type vacuole membrane.